This is a messenger RNA of Parasteatoda tepidariorum (common house spider), 3329 nucleotides long. Lineage: Eukaryota; Metazoa; Arthropoda; Arachnida; Araneae; Theridiidae. The record is from RefSeq and is a predicted model, not a curated record.
UUGCACUCGUAUGAUUGAUAGCAUUUGUGUGAUCUAAAAAAAAACAUAUUUGGAGAUGGCGAAACUUCUGAAAAGAAUGUUCGGAAAGAAGGAAAGAGAUUACAACUGUGAGGAAAAGUACAGGUUUUGGGUGAAGAAAACCUUUGGUCCUCCGAAAAGGAUUGGGAAAAAGGACGAGAACGAAAUGAGCAGGAUGUAUUUAUUGAUUAAAGGUCCCGAAAUUUGGAUACCGGGUAAGAACGCUGGUGUUUUCAAUUGGAAGGAUAGAGGAACUUAUAAUGAAGAGGUGUAUUUAAAAGUAUGGGAUUGGUUGAAAUCUCAAGAUUUCGAAUCAUCUCCUCCUGAUCUGCAGGAUGAAGAUCGUUUGGCGAAAGCGGAAAGAAAGAAGGGUCGGAAGGUGUGGUCUCUGUUUUCGUUCUCCGCUCUGUGAGUUUCAAGGAGUUCAGUUUUUCAAUAGAUUUCCUUUAAAUUAUUAAAUCCAUAACUCGUUCAGUAAAAGCUUCAAAUUUAAAAUUUUUCUUCUUUUUCCAUUUAUCACUUUUUCGGCUUUGGCUGCCUCAAGUAGUUAAUGUCAUCUCUAUCUAUCCUACAAAGUAUUUUUUCCAUCUGUUUUUAGCCUAUUGCAUCUCAACUAAUUUAUCUCAACAUAUCAUAUGUGAUAUCUUCCAUUUUUUCUCUCAGACGUAUUUUUUUAAUGACCGCUUUAUUGUUGUUGUGUCUAAUAUCACAUCUUAUCUGCUGGAGUUUCAUAACCUUAGCUGUUGUAGGUUCUCUAAAUUUGAUACAACACUUAAAGUAAUCACUUUGAUACAUUUAUCAUCAUUUCACAUCUGCGCCAUUUCAUCAUACCAUACAAUCUUCCGUUUCCUCGCCGAUUUAUUUUCUUUCAACUGAGUUAUAUUUGUUGUGUCUGUUCUCACAUCUGCUCGAGUUUAUUAUUCUUAGCUAUUGUAGGUUCUCUAAAUUUGAUACAUCAUUUAAAGUAAUCACUUUGAUACAUUACUCAUCCCUUCACAUCUGAGCCAUUUUAUUACACCAUACAGUCUUCCGUUUCUUCACUGGUUUACUUUCUUUUAACUGGGUUAUUGUUGUUUUGUUCUCAGAUCUGCUGGAAGUUAAUAACCUUAGCUAUUGUAGGUUCUCUAAAUUUGAUACAUCACUUAUAGUAAUCACUUUGAUACAUUAAUUCUAACUUUACAUCUGAGCCAUUUUAUCACACCAUACAGUCUUCCGUUUUCUCGCAGGUUUAUUUUCUUUUAACUGGGUUAUUGUUGUUGUGUCUGUUCUUGCUUCUGCUAGAGUUUAAUAAUAUUAGCCACAGUUGGCUCUCUAAAUUUGUUGCAAAUAUUAAAUUUUUUUCUUAUUCUCCAAAAAUUUUUUUUCUCCUUAACCGCUGAAAAAAUUCUUCUCAAGAUGUUCGCAAAUUAAGUAAUCUAUUUCUUUCGAAAUCUCCUGAAUUAAUUUCUAACUUAGAAAGUAAAAUAUUUUUCAGCUAUACAUGCAAAGCAAACUGAAAAUUAAAAAGCAUUUCUUUCUUCUAAACUUUAGAUUUCUUUUCUGUUAGGCACAAACUCCAGAACAGUAACAGUUAAAAUUUUAAAAAAUUUUUCUCAUUCGCAUGAGAUGAAAUUAGUGACUGAUAUCAAAUUUAAACUAUUACUAAAAAAAUAUAAGUAAAGGUCAGAGACAUUUUGCUCUGAGAUUUUCUAAUGACGUUAUACAAGCAAAUUAAUUAUUCACAAAAAAAAACUACCUUAAAAAUUAAGAUCUAUUUUGCUCCAAGCGAGCUGUUUCUCAAUAAUACGGGAUAAAAAAUUUCUUUAAAACUACUUAAAUUUUUAAAAUUAACUAAGAAAAAUUUAAACUUAUUUAAAAUAAAGAUCGAAAUAGGAUACGCAAAUGAAGAACUUGCAAAAAAAAACUACAAAACUGUAACUAACUGUAUGAAAGGUACAGAAGGAAAGCGGCAUCAGUCCACGUGAUCAAGUUCUAAGAAAAGAUAAAUUUUACGACAGUAAAAUAUCAGCUAACUCGAUCUUCAUACUACUAACUAGAUAGACAUAAAAUAGAUGGUAAAAAAAUUUACUGAAAUAAACUAUAUUUGGUACUACAGUGAACUUUUCAUGCUCAUGAUUUAGUUUGGCCUCUUUUAUGUCCUUUUCGGAAAUCUUAUAUACUCUUGAUGAAGCACUGCCUCAAAGCGCUAAUAAUUUCAGUUCUUAUUAUGCAGAAGAUAAAAUGAUCAGAAAGCAAAGAGUGGCGUGCCAAUGUGUAUGGAUGCCUGGGGUUGCCAGUUUGCCCUCUUUCUGUACGCCAUAGAACUGACGCAGCUUUUACUCAGUACCCUCCAUCUAGUUUGUUCAAAAACACCAGUAAACACAUCCAUUUUUAAGCUCUAGUUUUAAAGUUUUAAUUAUAAUGAAAGAAGGAAACAGAAUUUCUAAUAAUACAAUUCUCUAAAAAAUUUACUGAACACUAUUCACUAUGCAAUUAACAAAAUUACUACACAAUAGAUCAGAUUCUCUAACAAUUUAUUUUCCUCAGUUUUUGAAGUAUAAUUGCUAGUUUCUUUUAUGAUCGUAACAUACGAAUUUUCCAUCAAUCCUAUAUAAACAGUGAAGAUAGCAUACGAAUUUUCCAUUAAUCCUACAUAAACAGUGAAGAUAACAUACGAAUUUUCCAUUAAUCCUACAUAAACAGUGAAGAUAGCAUACGAAUUUUCCAUUAAUCCUAUAUAAACAGUGAAGAUAGCAUACGAAUUUUCCAUUAAUCCUACAUAAACAGUGAAGAUAACAUACGAAUUUUCCAUUAAUCCUACAUAAACAGUGAAGAUAGCAUACGAAUUUUCCAUUAAUCCUAUAUAAACAGUGAAGAUAGCAUACGAAUUUUCCAUUAAUCCUACAUAAACAGUGAAGAAUUCGUUCACAUAAAAUUUAUAUCCUUCUGAAAAUCACAUAGCAUACUUCAAUCAAUUUUUAACUUCACAGCAUUUUGAUUCGUAGACAAUAUUCUUUGUAUAUUGCUGGGCAUGAGCGUCGCUAGCGAGGACCGGAUAGUUGAUAUUUGUCUAAAAGUCAAAAUCAAUAUUUCAGAUAAAAAAUAUUUUCGUGAAUUAACAUCGAUUCAAACUUUUAAAGUUAAAAAUUAUAAAAAAAGAUAAAUUAUUAUUCUUUUUAAAGAUAAUUAUACUACAUUUAGGAACUUUUUUCCUUAUGUGAGAAAUUUAGGGAUAAUUUUCGUGAAUAUUUAAUUUAAUUUCAACCCCCAGAAAAAUUGGGCUCAAUUUUAAUUUUAGUUUCUUAAUUUUAGCAAUAGACUGGCACAAAAAA